Molecule: messenger RNA, 1932 nt
Organism: Alternaria novae-zelandiae
Lineage: Eukaryota; Fungi; Ascomycota; Dothideomycetes; Pleosporales; Pleosporaceae
Exons: 2
Coding region: 1-1932 (643 amino acids)
Biological process (GO): glutamyl-tRNA aminoacylation; translation
Cellular component (GO): cytosol; cytoplasm; methionyl glutamyl tRNA synthetase complex
Molecular function (GO): glutamate-tRNA ligase activity; ATP binding
Source: RefSeq, a predicted model, not a curated record
AUGGACGCGCAAAUCGCCGAAUGGCAACAACGCUCCGAGGCGCUCAAGCCCCUCAACCUCAAGCAAAUCGAGCCCCACCUCCUCGAACUCGACGCCCACCUCACCCUGCGCUCGCACAUUGUCGGUUACACACUCUCCGACGCCGACACCAUAGUAUGGAAGACGAUCCGCGAGAACCGCGUUGCGCACGCCUUUAUCAAGCAGGAUCUGAUGAAGAACCUGUGUCGCUGGUUUAGGUAUAUCGAGGAGGCGUAUCCACAGAGUGUGGUUGUUGUUAGUGGGGGACAGGGUAAGAAGGAGGAUGGGAAGGCGAAGGGAAAGAAGGAGGGGGGUAAGAAUGAUGAUGCGAAUUAUGAUAUUGGGUUGCAGGAUGUGGGUGAUGGGUCGGGGAUUGUCACUAGGUUUCCGCCUGAGCCUUCAGGUUACCUCCACAUCGGUCAUGCUAAGGCAGCGCUGCUCAACGACUAUUUCGCGCACGAGAAGUACAAGGGCAAACUCAUCCUACGUUUCGACGACACAAACCCCACAAAGGAGAAGCAAGAGUUCCAGGAUGCUAUCGUUGAGGACUGCGCGCUUCUCGGCAUCAAGCCAGACCAGGUCUCAUACACCAGUGAUUGGUUCGACCAGUUGUACGAGAGCUGUGUGCAAGCGAUCAAGGAUGGACUGGCAUACGCAGACGACACAGUACAGGAGAAGAUGCGCGACGAGCGCAUGAACGGAAUCGCUAGCGCUCGCCGUGAUGCCAGCGUUGAGGACAAUCUCGCUCACUUUGAGGAGAUGAAGAAGGGCAACGAGGAGGGCCUGAAGUGGUGCAUCCGCGCAAAGAUGUCGGUUGACGACCCGAACAAGGCCAUGCGCGACCCUGUCAUCUACCGCUGCAACCCCCAGGCGCAUCACCGCACCGGCGAGAAGUGGAAGAUCUACCCUACCUACGACUUCUGCUGCCCCAUCGUCGACUCGCUUGAGGGCGUCACCCACGCGCUACGUACGACCGAGUACAACGACCGCGACGCACAGUACCAAUGGUUCAUCAAGAACCUCAAACUGCGCAAGGUGCACAACUGGGGUUUCGCGCGUCUAAACUUUGUCCGCACGGUGCUGUCCAAGCGCAAGCUCACCAAGAUCGUGGAUGCUGGUAUCGUUGCGGGCUGGGACGACCCGCGCAUGCCAACUGUGCGCGGUGUCCGUCGCCAUGGUGCCGUCAUCCCGGCUCUCCGCGAGUUCAUCCUCAAGCAAGGUCCCUCCAAGAACAUUGUCAACCAGGACUGGUUCGCCUUCUGGGCUACCAACAAGAAGCACAUUGAGCCUACUGCUGCCCGUUACACUGCGAUUGACGAUUCUGGUCGCGUUCCUGUCACGAUCAUUGGCGCACGCGAGGGCGUCAUCUCCGAGGACAAGCCGAAACACGCCAAGUACGAUCUCGGUAACAAGAAGAUCGUCUUCAGCUCCUCCGUCAUCAUGGAGCAAGCCGACGCGCAGUCUUUCGCUCAAGACGAGGAGAUCACACUGAUGAACUGGGGUAACGCCAUUGUGCGCAAGAUCAGCCACUCCAUCAACCCCCUCGAGAUGGCCAAGCAUGGCCUGAAGACCGUCACCGGCCUCGAGCUCGAACUGCACCUCCAGGGUGAUGUCAAGAAGACGUCCAAGAAGGUCACAUGGUUGAGCAAUGAUCAAGAUCUCAUUCCUGUUGAGCUGGUCGACUACGACUACCUCAUCACAAAGGAUAAGCUGGAGCCUGAUGACAACCUCGACGACUUCCUCAAUAAGGAGACUGAGACGAGGACCAAGGCUAUGGCUGACUGCAAUGUCGCCGAGCUCAAGGUCGAUGAUAUCGUGCAGUUUGACCGCAAGGGCUUCUUCCGCAUCGACCGCGCUUUUGCGCAUGGCGGGGCGGUUGUUGCGUUCCAGAUUCCUACUGGUAAGAGCAAAUAG